UUUCAGCCCGGAACCUGCUCAGGUUUUGGCUCACAAGUGGCAUGUCCUAUGCUUUCACAAUCUUUGGCUGAGAUGUCAUUUUGGCGGUGAAUGUUCCAACUAGUUUGUUGUUCUGCAGCGCGGGAGUUGGUGGUUUAGUACGUCUAUGUGAAACCUGUGCUGUAAUUUAAGUAUUAUUCGUAAUUCAAGAUCAGGUGAAGGAAAAGUUUGAAGACAACAUGCAGCGGAGCAUCGCGUCAUUCUUUCAGCCCAAGAGUAAAGACAGAGACACUCAGAAGAAAACCACAGAUGAGCCAGUGAAAAAAUCUGUCAAGAGCCCUCUGAAGGUGCAGAAUGGUGUUCAGGAAGCAGAGUCACCCGUCAAGAAGGUUGCUAAGCGCUGCCGUCAAAUCCUGGACAGCGACGACGACGACGCGCCAGUCGUUAAAGAGCAAGUUGCUACCAAGUGUCAAGGAGACAAAGAAGCCCCCAGUAAAACAGAAAAGAUCGAUGAAGUGUUCAAGGCUGUUCCUACCCCCCUGUCUUCACCACCAGCCCCAGCCACCCCUGCAACCCCGGCCAGUCCUGCAUCUUCGGCUUCACCGGGGACACCAGACUCCGUCUCCCCCUCUGGGAUUGUCAAACGCAAAACUGCGAGGAAAAUGUUCCCAAAGAGGAAGCUUGACGAGAGCAGGAGUGGCAGCGACAGUCAGAAAGAGGAGGCCGAGGCCAAGGAGGAGCAGGGUCAACAAAACAAACGAGCUCGUGUGGAGACCGGUGACGACAGCACAGGUGAACCCAUGGAGGAGGGAGCAAAGGAAGAAAGAACUGAAAAGGCAGUGACCGAGACUAACAGCCCAGAUGAGGAGCUGGAAAAAGAGAAGAAAGAGGACGGGAAGGAGGCUAAGGAGGAGGAGCAGGUGGACAGAGAGAGCUCCGAUGAGAAAGAGAAGAAAGCUGAGGGGGCGGAAAAGAAAAAUGAAGCAAAGGAGGAGACAGAUGAUGAGAAAGGGCCUGCUGUUGCCAAGAAGAAGGUGGUUGAAAAGGACACACAAGAGGGAGGAGAGAGCCCAAAAAGUCAAACAUUGAAAAGGCAGAAAGAUAAGGAGCCAGCCAAGAAAGCCCCCAUCAGCAGUUUCUUUGCUCCCAGGAAAGCUGCAGUGAAGACAGAGAAACCAGAGAAGAAUGAGGGAGAGAAAACCACAGAUGCAGAGAAGAAGAGUUCAGCAGAGAAGAGUAAAGACACAAAAGGUGAUUCGACCUCAGGGCAAACAGACUACGAUCCGUCCAGGCCGGGCUAUCACCCUGUGGACCAUGCCUGCUGGAAGCAGGGCCAAAAAGUGCCGUACUUGGCGGUGGCUCGCACUUUUGAGAAGAUUGAAGAGGACUCUGGCAGGCUGAGAAACAUCGAAACGCUGUCGAACCUGUUUCGCUCCGUGCUGCUGCUCUCUCCAGAUGACCUGCUGUGCUGUGUGUACUUGUGUCUGAACCAGCUGGGUCCUGCCUAUCUGGGAAUAGAGCUCGGCAUUGGAGAGACUGUGCUAAUGAAAGCUGUCGCUCAAACAACCGGGCGACAUUUGGACAAAAUCAAGGCAGAGGCGCAAGAGAAAGGAGAUCUGGGCCUAGUGGCCGAGAGUUCCCGUAGCAACCAGCGGAUGAUGUUCCAGCCGGCCAGUCUGACAGCAGAGGGUGUGUUCAGGAAAUUGAAGGAAAUUGCCAGCAUGAGUGGGAACUCGGCCAUGAAUAAGAAAAUCGACAUCAUCAAAGGCCUCUUUGUGGCGUGCCGCUUUUCUGAGGCCCGCUAUAUAGUCAGGUCCCUGGCCGGGAAGCUGAGGAUAGGCCUGGCAGAGCAGAGCGUCCUGUCGGCAUUAGGCCAGGCUGUGUGCCUGACCCCACCUGGACAAGGUUUUCCUCCUGCUGUGAUCGACGCAGGGAAAGGGAUGAGUGCUGAGAGCCGGCGGGCCUGGAUCGAAGAGAAGAGUCUCAUUCUCAAACAGACUUAUUGCGAGAUGCCCAAUUACGACGUGCUCGUCCCUGUUCUGCUAAAAGAAGGCAUAGACCAGCUGCCCAAUCACUGCAAGCUCACUCCAGGUGUACCGCUGAGACCCAUGUUGGCUCACCCCACCAAGGGUGUCGGCGAGGUGAUGAAAAAGUUUGACGAGGCAGCAUUCACCUGCGAGUACAAGUACGACGGAGAGCGUGCACAGAUUCACAUUCUAGAGAGCGGUGAGGUUCGAAUAUUCAGCCGCAACCAGGAAGACAACACCAGCAAAUACCCUGAUAUCAUCUCUCGCAUUCCCAAGGUGAAGAAGGACUCUGUGGUAUCCUGCGUCCUGGACUCAGAGGCAGUUGCCUGGGAUCGUGAGAAGAAACAGAUCCAGCCUUUCCAGGUCCUCACCACCCGUAAGAGAAAGGAUGUGGAUGCCUCGGAGAUCAAAGUCCAAGUAUGUGUGUACGCCUUUGACCUCCUCUAUCUCAACGGCGAGUCCCUGGUGCGACAGCCGUUGUGUCGGCGUCGGGCAUUGCUGAGAGAAAGCUUCACAGAAGUGGAGGGAGAGUUUCUGUUCGCCCGAUCCAUUGACUCCAACAACACCGACGCCAUCGCAGAGUUCCUAGAGCAGUCUGUCCGAGACUCCUGUGAGGGCCUGAUGGUGAAGACUCUGGAAAAGGAUGCCACCUAUGAAAUUGCCAAGCGCUCUCAUAACUGGCUGAAGUUGAAGAAGGAUUACCUGGAGGGCGUAGGUGACACAGUUGACCUGUGUGUGAUCGGUGCCUACCUGGGAAAAGGCAAGAGGACGGGCACCUAUGGUGGCUUCCUGCUGGCCUGCUAUGAUGACGAAAAUGAGGAGUUCCAAUCCGUCUGCAAGAUCGGGACAGGCUUCAAGGAUGAAGAUCUGGAGCAGCACUACAAGUUCUUAAAGGAGCACAUUCUGUCCAAGCCACGUGCCUACUACCGCGUCGACCAAUCAGCAGAGCCUGAUGUGUGGCUUGAUGCCGUGCAGGUUUGGGAGGUGAAGUGCGCCGACCUGUCACUGUCACCUGUCUACAAGGCUGCCAUGGGAAUGGUUGAUCCAGAGAAAGGCAUUUCUCUGAGGUUCCCCCGCUUCCUUCGGAUCAGAGAUGACAAAAAAUCAGAGGAUGCCACGACCGGAGCACAGAUUGCUGAUUUGUACAAGAAGCAGCAGCAGAUUCAGAAUCAGGGAGAAAAAGCUGACCUGGAGGACUACUACUAAUCAUCUGUAAUCUUCAGCAGGGAAUGAAAAUGAUGGUCAUUUCAAUGUAAUUGUAAAUAGCUUUUCUUUUUGUAAUGUUGAAUGGAAAAUAAAAGCGCUUUCAGCCAGUU
Messenger RNA from Monopterus albus (swamp eel), 3322 nucleotides. RefSeq names its product ligase I, DNA, ATP-dependent (gene lig1). Gene Ontology annotation, cellular component: nucleus; mitochondrion. Gene Ontology annotation, biological process: DNA recombination; DNA repair; DNA biosynthetic process. Gene Ontology annotation, molecular function: DNA binding; ATP binding; DNA ligase (ATP) activity. The coding region runs from base 219 to 3212 and encodes 997 amino acids. The record is from RefSeq and is a predicted model, not a curated record. The transcript has 27 exons. Lineage: Eukaryota; Metazoa; Chordata; Actinopteri; Synbranchiformes; Synbranchidae.